AUGUGUUAUUUGUUCAACUGCGGAGAGCUGAACGACUUCAAGUGCACAUUUGCGGUUCAUGACAACUUCAUUGCCAUGGGAAUGACAGUGGAGAAAUCACUGCUGAAGCGAUAUCUGUCAGAGGAGCAGGUGAAACACGAUAUGGAGCUUAAAUCUUUGGAAGCCCCCAGUCGUCUAUUCUCUCCCGGUUCCAACCCGAAAGCACCUUUUUCCCAUCAUAACCGCUUCAAUGGAUCGGCAGCGAGACCUUCAAAAGCAGUUGGCGAUGGUUCUUCGUCUUUGGUGCUGCAGCCGACGAUGAACUUGCGACCUUCUGACUGCGGCGAAUAUCAGUGGCCUUGUGAGAAGGUUUCCGAGUGCGUAGCGACUUAUGACCGCUGUGACGGUAUUCCUCAGUGUUCGGAUGGCAGUGACGAAUGGAACUGCGACUCAGAUGUUUCGGACACUGGUUUAAACGCCAAGCCAUUGGUUCGAAAUCAUCUUCCUCCAGACGGUGUCAAGGCACGCAUUUACGUAGAAAACAACAAAGGCGCCGAUUUUCAGACAAAAGAUCAUUGGCUGAACGACGGCGAAUCGAUUAGCCAGAGCUUGCAGACCACUGGUCAUGGUUUAUCAGUUGUCACAGCACAGAUGCCCCUGAUACCCGUCACUCAUCGACCUGUGCACAUGCAGAUCAUUGCAACGCUUAUGGGCGUCGUUGUGGCGCUGACUUCCGUCCUUCUCAUCUAUGUCGGUUGCCGUAUGCGACAAGGUAGACGACGACUGCGAAAGGGCAGGCUCCUUAACGCGGACGAGGGUGAAUAUCUGAUUCAUGGAAUGUUGAUCUAA
Molecule: messenger RNA, 828 nt
Organism: Soboliphyme baturini
Lineage: Eukaryota; Metazoa; Nematoda; Enoplea; Dioctophymatida; Soboliphymatidae
Source: the annotation of a GenBank genome assembly